AUGACAUCCGGAGCCCCAAGGCUCCCCAAUCUGUGGCUCCCCAAUUUACCUAAUGGACCUCCAUUGGAAGGAAUUGUCCCCGGUCUCUUGAGACACCUAUUGAAUCUCCAAAAAUUAAAAAAAAUCGUUUACGUUCUGGAACAGCAAGAACCAGGUCGAGACGGAAAGGAAAUCAUAAACGGGGUGGUUCACGUCCGCCCCGGCGGGGGAUUCGUGCCGAACUUCAUCCUCUUCCGCAAAGUGGAGGUGAACGGGAAUGGGACCAUCCCCCUCUACUCAUAUCUCAAAAGCGUGUGCCCGACGACGGUGAGCGCAUUCCGCGAGAAGGCCCGCCUCUUCUACGAUCCGCUGGACAGCGACGACAUCCGCUGGAACUUCGAGAAGUUCCUCGUCGACCGCAAAGGGAAGCCCUACAAGCGGGUGCAUCCCCAGCAGCUGCCGGAGACGCUGUACGACGAUAUCGCGAGGCUGGCGAGUAAGAGGGCCCGCCCUCAGGGAGCCCGUCCUCAGGGCAGCUCCACCGGAUUUGGCGAAUUCCGAUUGUUCGGAUCCCCGGGGCGAUUCCCGUCAAACUUCUAA
Messenger RNA from Darwinula stevensoni, 579 nucleotides. Lineage: Eukaryota; Metazoa; Arthropoda; Ostracoda; Podocopida; Darwinulidae. The record is from the annotation of a GenBank genome assembly.